UACACCGAGUUCGUUUGAUUUGCACUUUCAGACUUUUCCUGUUUUUCCGCUGGUGUACUAAUGUUUGUUUGCCCUUUCUCUUAGUGGACUCUCCUGCUCUUGCGCUUGCUCCCUACGCGGGGAACAAUGAUGACCUGCUGUGGAAUCUCCCUUCAAUCCCACAGCUACCGGAUCAGAGUUCUCAAUCCUUCUCUGUUUGUCUACAAGGCGUUUGUUAUUCGUUCUGUUAGUGUUUUCCUCCGCUAAUACUUGUUUUAAGCUCCCUUCAAACAGAGUAUCCGUUCAACACUACGGUGGCCUUCUAGAUUGUACGACAACAGAAGACGUCACACAGUCUGAUAUAUCGUCGACCACAGUCCAAACCUCUGCGAAACCUCCCCUCGGUGGCCUUACGGCUCCUACUAUACACCUCACCAUGUCAGACCCGGUCCCUACACCUCCCUUCAUGGUUACCACAAGUGUCUCCAAGGUCUACUAUAAGGGCCUGCCGUCUGAACCACGCCUCAUCGCUACCACUAAACUCAACCCUUUUGAUGCUCCAACUGGUCCCGAGGCCUACACUGUUCUGAAGGAGCUCCGGUAUUUGGGCGAGCAUCCUCUCGCAACUCUUUGGGACAAUGGUCUUGCCGGUGAGCUUUCCUCUAGCCUGGCCUCCAUGGACGUCAAAUGGUCUUCGCUCGAUCUCCUUCAUAUUCCAAAUGUUGGAGAGCCGUCGGGCCCAGCUGUUGUUUGGAUUGGGGUGGAGCCCGGAGUACUGAGCUUUGAGGAGGGUAGUAAAGUUGCUAUCAAUUGCCACCAACUCAUCGGCAGGCAUGGUGUUGGUGACUACUGUGUUGAAAUUCGUGAGUCACGUAUUUUCCGGGAGGCCGGAAAUAGGUUCCUCGAUCCUGUCCCCGAAUCCAAUACCACAUUCACUGCUCGAGACCCCUAUACCGCAACCCUUGGGAUUCCUAUUACACCCAAGAAUCGACUUUCCGUGGGGGGAACUGGGGGCUUCUUUCUUAGUGCUGGCGGUGAUGACAAAAGUAUCUACCUGGUCACUGCCCGGCAUGUUGUUUUGCCCAUUGAUGAGAAUUCCAACCAGGAAUAUAUCCGGAAAAAUGAGAGUAGGUGACGUGAGGAGGUUCUUGUCCUUGGCCCUUCCACUUUUGAUAAGAAAUUUGAUGCUAUCACCCAUGAGAUCAGCUGUCAACUAUCUGGGAUGGCUGACGCGAGGGAGCAGACCCUCAUGUUCCAGGACCGUGAUGAUCCAAAGUCAGUCGAGGCAUACCUGAAGGCAGAGAGGCAGUACCAGGAAGCGGACGACGGGAUCAGGGAACUCGAUGCCUUACAAAAGGAGGUUGAAAUCUACUGGAAGGAGGUUAGCAACCGUGUUAUUGGUGAAUUGACCUGGGCACCUCCUAUUAUCCUCUCCACGGAACCUGACGAGUAUACUCUUGACCUUGCGGUGAUCAAGCUCAAGCCAGGCACCCUGGACACCCUAAACUACUAUGGCAAUACCAUCAACAUAGGCAACAAGAUCCCCCGCCAAGAGUUCAUGAACAAGAUGUAUCUCCAUCAUACGAGUCGAAGGCCCUUCAAAUAUCCUCCUGAUCGUCUUGUAAAGCUAGCUGGCCAGGUACCGGAAAGAGCCCUGUUAAUCCCACCCAUGCUCGAUGUCAACAACGAGCCGUGCUUGAUCGUCUUCAAGAAUGGCGCUGCAACAGGUACCACUAUUGGUAAAGCAAACCGUGUGUCCUCGUAUACACGUUGCUAUUUCGCCGGCAAGUACCAGGAGUCGCGAGAGUGGCCAGUCAUCGGCACAGACAAGAGGUCGGUGGCCUUCUCAUCUUGGGGGGAUUCCGGGUCUUGCGUGGCUGAUGCCUAUUCCCGUAUUGGUGGUAUUAUUACUGGUGGUAGCGGUGCUACUGACACAUCAGAUGUAACUUACGUUACCCCAAUUUCAUUCAUCAUGAAGGUACUCCAGAAGACAAAGACCUUCAAGUAUGGCCACCUGGACCCGCAGCUUACCUAGCUGGGUACUGUGUUGGGUGAAAAUGUAUUUCUUUUAUAGUUUUUUUUUUUUUGCGAUUGUAAAGCUACUAUACCGGAUUAGCUCAGAGACUACCUUGCGGGAAGUUGAAGGGGAACGUUGUAAUGGGUGGCCGCCCUGCACAGUCCAAGUUACCUGGCCGGACGUGACUGGAGGACUGGAUGAGGGGAUUAUUGCUUGUUAGCUGCCACUGGGGGGGGGGGCGAAUUUGGGUUUUCUUUUGAUGCAAUUUUUUUUUCUUCACUCGAAUAGGGUAACUUUCAAAAGAAUUAUCAGGAGGUUGAUUGGUCCAUUCAGAUGAAUUGAGAUAUGCUCCUGUGAUUUUAGUUUCUUUUGAGAGGUUUGAUUCAGAUACUGUUCACUGGUUUCAUUAUGAUGGCGGGCCUAGGUUGUGCCGACUACCAGAAUUCUUUUUUUUUCAGUACACUGUAAGUCUAUCUGUAUCCAAGAAUGGUGAUAAAUAUUGUGCGGAUACGUGAAAAACUAUAUCUGGCACAGUGUAAUAAUGA
This is a messenger RNA of Tuber aestivum (summer truffle), 2541 nucleotides long. Lineage: Eukaryota; Fungi; Ascomycota; Pezizomycetes; Pezizales; Tuberaceae. The record is from the annotation of a GenBank genome assembly.